AUGGCUGAUCUUGAGCCGUUAAAGUCUCCAAUCGAGAAGAAUGUCCUGGAUGUGGAGGUCGAGGUCUCGGAACCGCUACUUCCUCGAAGAAGUAAUGCUGAAACCAUAAAAUCGUACAAAUCCUAUGGUUCGGUUGAGGUGGUCAGUUCUCCGAGUUCUUCAGACGACUCCGAGGAUAACGAGGAUCUUGAUCCGGACGUCUUAGAAUUGCCUAAGAUAAUUAGGGAAGCGGUUCCCUUAGUGGAUGAUCCUUCCAUUCCAGUUUUGACUUUCAGAUACUUUCUUUUGUCGACAGUUUUCAUAAUCCCUGGAGCCUUUAUAGACACUAUGAAUUCAUACAGAACGACUUCAGCAGCAUACUCCAUAUUUUUUGUACAAAUAGUGUCCCAUUGGGCCGGGAAGUAUCUUGCAAGAACACUUCCAAGGAAACAAAUCAAGUUCUUCGGAUUCAAAAUUGACCUAAACCCUGGACCAUGGUCUAUCAAGGAAACAGUCAUGGUAACCAUCACGGCUAAUAGUGGAGCCACCGGUAAUUUAGCCACAAAUGCUAUCUCUUUAGCUGAUUUAUACUUUGGAGAAAAAGUUCCUGCCAUUGUGGCUGUCGGGUUUAUGUGGGCGAUUGUCUUUGUAGGCUAUUCGUACGCUGCAAUUGCUAAGAACUUUUUGCUCUACGAUCCUCAGUUCUCUUGGCCCCAGGCACUUAUGCAGACGACGUUGUUGCAGUCUCAGGCAAAAUCUGACAAGUCAAGUAGAGGUGGUUCUAAGCAGAUGAGAGUAUUCUUCACAGUACUUUUAGGGGUGACGGCAUGGCAGUUCUUUCCAGAAUUUCUUUUCCCAAUGACGUCUUCGUUGGCUAUUUUAUGUUGGAUAGCUCCAUAUAAUGAAACGGUGAACUUCAUAGGCUCUGGUUUGGGUGGAAUGGGAGUACUCAACUUUUCUUUGGAUUGGGCCAAUAUUACCUCGUCGAUUAUGUUGUAUCCUUACUGGAUACAGGUCAUUCAGUUCAUAGCCUUUGUCAUUGGAGCCUGGAUUCUUAUUCCUUUGGUUAAAUGGGGUGGAAUUGGAUCUUUCAAAGGAGGUUUAAUGUCGAACAGCCUUUUCCAAGGGAAUGGCUUACCUUACCCCACAAAUGAGCUUUUGACCCAAGAUUUGAAGUUGAACUUAACUGCCUAUGAACAAUUUGGUCCCAUCCAUUUAGGAGCCCAAAGAGCAUGGAAUAUGUUCUUUGACUACGCUGCUUACGUUAGUGGUACAACAUGGGUUGUACUCUUUGGAUACGACAAAUUCAAAUCGUCUUUCAAGCAUUUAAUCACCAGAGAUAAAGAUACCAAAGUUCAGUACACAGAUAGAUUAAAUAAAUUGCGAGCUAGAUAUGAAGAAGUUCCAAUCUACUGGUAUUUGGUGCUAUUCCUUAUUUCCUUCACCGUCUUGAUGUCUAUCUUCCUCAAUGGAUACAUGUUCAUGCCAUGGUGGGCUGCCAUCGUAGCCUUAGUCAUGGGUUCUAUCAUCGUUACCCCAUUGGCCUGGCUUUAUGCCUUGUCCAACUUCCAGUUGGCUAUAGGUACAUUCAACGAGCUUGUAUACGGAUACAUGGUUCAGAACUUGGAACUGAAGCAUCCUGCUGGAGCCUUAGUUUUCGGCUCAAUUGCUGGCAAUGCCUGGUAUAGAGCCCAAUACCAUCUUGAAUGUAUGAGAUUGGGAUUCUACAACCACUUACCACCUCGGGCCGUGUUUUUCUCUCAAUUGUAUGGUGAAAUGAUUGGGGUUCCCAUCAACUAUUUGGCUGUUAGAUGGGUGUUGAGUACCAAGAGAGAAUUUCUCAAUGGCUCUAAGAUUGAUCCUUUGCAUCAAUGGACUGGCCAAACAAUAACCUCGAAUCAUACCAAUGCUAUUCAGUAUGUGGUUUUGGGCCCUUCCAGAUUAUUUGAAAAUUACCCUCUUUUACCCUAUGGUUUUGUUUUGGGAUUAGUGGCUCCAUUCAUCUUCUUCAAGUUGCAUCAAAGGUACCCCAACCUGAACUGGAACCUCUGGAACACCACUGUGUUCUUUUCUAGCAUGAGUAGAUUUUAUGGAAAUAUUUCCACAGGAUACUUCUCCAGAUUUAUAGGAGGCACUAUUUCAAUGUACUGGGGAGUCAGGUAUAAGCACGCCUUGUGGAAGAAGUAUAACUAUCUUUUGGCAGCUGCUUUUGACACUGGUUAUAAUUUGGCAAUCUUGCUCAUAUUCUUGAUCUUUUCCGUGGGAACAAGUUACAACAUGCCCAACUGGUGGGGCAACAAUGCCACCAGCAUCGAAAGAUGUUUUGCAUUAUUUUAG
Scheffersomyces stipitis CBS 6054 is the source of this 2316-nucleotide messenger RNA. RefSeq names its product OPT family oligopeptide transporter. Lineage: Eukaryota; Fungi; Ascomycota; Pichiomycetes; Serinales; Debaryomycetaceae. Gene Ontology annotation, biological process: transmembrane transport. The transcript has a single exon. Gene Ontology annotation, molecular function: oligopeptide transmembrane transporter activity. The record is from RefSeq and is a predicted model, not a curated record. The coding region runs from base 1 to 2316 and encodes 771 amino acids.